Molecule: messenger RNA, 1257 nt
Organism: Oryza sativa Japonica Group (Japanese rice)
Lineage: Eukaryota; Viridiplantae; Streptophyta; Magnoliopsida; Poales; Poaceae
Source: RefSeq, a predicted model, not a curated record
GCGGAGGAGGGUGGCGUCCACGCGCCCACCCCACGCGCGUCACCGUCGCUCGCCCAAACUGCGGGCGCGUCGCACGCCGCCCUCCCAUCGUUUUCUCCCAUUCUUUCCCCCUCCUCCUCGUGCAACCACCCAACCACUGCAGCCAGCCACGAGCCGAGGAAGCCGAGGCCGAGGAGGAAGACGACGAAGACAAGUAGCGCAAGGAACCCUCGAACCGGGAGGCCGCCGCGGCUCCGAUCUGGGAGGGGGAGGUCGAGAUGGUGCCCAGGGACAGGGUGAAUGCCGCUGCCGCUGGUGGCGGCGGCGAGGGGAGGCUGGUCCAGAGCGGUAUAGUGAACAAGAAGUGUGAUAAGAAGGCUCCAAAGAGAAUCCAUAAAUCAGAGAGGGAGAAACUUAAGCGGGACAAGCAGAAUGACCUCUUUAAUGAGCUGGGAAACUUGCUAGAACCUGACAGGCAGAACAAUGGGAAGGCAUGUGUACUGGGUGAAACUACACGAAUACUAAAAGAUUUACUUUCACAAGUGGAAUCUCUCCGGAAGGAGAAUAGUUCACUGAAGAAUGAAUCUCAUUAUGUUGCAUUGGAGAGAAAUGAACUGCACGACGAUAACAGCAUGCUUCGUACUGAAAUCUUGGAGCUUCAAAACGAGCUUAGGACGCGGAUGGAAGGCAAUCCUGUUUGGAGUCAUGUAAACACCAGACCAGCUCUCAGGGUACCUUAUCCGACAACCGGAGUGUUCCCAGUACAGCACCUGCCACAUUUACCAGUCACCACGACGGCAGCAUUUCCUCAGCAGCUACCGGUUAUCAUCGAGCAGCACUAUGCCGCCACGCCAAGAGAACUUCAGCUCUUCCCUGAGUCUGCGACCAGCGAAGACAGCGAACCGUCACAAGAACACGGGAUUUCUGACCAUGUAACACGGCCUCAGCCAAGGUACCCAACACCAACGGCCACUUUGCCAGUAAACCUGUUUCCAGUGUUUCCAGGAAGACAAGAUCAACAAUGUAGCAGUGGUACUUCUGGCACUAACGAGGAAGACCGUAUAGGUAGAUCUUAGGUACACUACAUAACGAGAGGUCCACACAAUGAUUUGAGAAUUCCUUUAGUUUCAACGUUUAACUUUGCAAGUUUAGCAAAUGUGAAACAGAGAUCUGCGACUGUGCUCAUGGGUAGCACCUAAUCUGUAUAUCUGAAUCUCAGUUUUAAGUGGUCAAAUAGGUGACAUUCAGAAAAGUUUGAAAUGCUUUGAUUAUUCUGUA